Nerophis ophidion (straightnose pipefish) is the source of this 7661-nucleotide messenger RNA. Its product is annotated as cell migration-inducing and hyaluronan-binding protein-like. Bases 344 to 4405 code for a protein of 1353 amino acids. NCBI's taxonomy places the organism in Eukaryota, Metazoa, Chordata, Actinopteri, Syngnathiformes, Syngnathidae. The transcript is spliced from 30 exons. The record is from RefSeq and is a predicted model, not a curated record.
GUGGCCUCCUCGCAGGAGGAGUAAAUAGAGCUUUUGCACGCUUGUGCGCGACUCUGAGAAUCACAGCGUCUCUGCACACCGGUACCGGCACGUCUGCACCGGCACAGCACAGCCCCGAAACCUGUGGAGCAGUCGGGACGGCUUGUUUGCAAUAUUCCGAUUGUCCAACACGGCUGAUGUACGAGUGGUCGCGGUGUUUGUCACGCCAUUGUCGUGCCCUCCUUCUUUCUCACUCACGGAGAGUGACAGUCAGAUUCAUCUUAACUUGCUGCUACAAAACUCCCUCUGCAAGCCCUUGGGAGGUCUAAGCAACCUCAAAAGGCCUCUGGUGUGAGGUUGGUCCAUGGGAAGCCAAAAGAUGAAGACAUGUUUUGUGCUUCUGGCAGCACUGCUGUUGCCCACAAUCCAACCAUUGUGUCCUGACAAAGAACCAGGACUAAAGCCAUGGAUGCCUGGACAUAGUGAACAUCACCGUGUAGUCAUCGGUUACGGCAGGAAGGUACUCCUCACGACUUCUGCUACCGUCCACUCCAUCGAGAUAAAAAACGGAGGAAAGCUGGUGAUUGCUGACACCAACCGGCCCAUUCUUCUUCGGACAAAACACAUUCUUAUUGGGAACAAAGGAGAACUGCACAUUGGAAGUCCAGCCUGUCCUUUCAAGGGCAACCUGACCAUUUCUCUGUUUGGAAGGUCAGACGACAGUGAUCAGGAGCACAGCUACUUCGGCCGCAAAUACAUUGGCGUGGGUACCGGGGGGACUUUGGAGAUCCACGGUGCGAAGAAGCUGUCGUGGACCUUCCUCAACAAAACCCUCCGCCCUGGAGAAAGCAAGCAAAAUAAGUACCUGUUCGAGAGGAGCUGGGGGAACCGAGGCAUUAUUGUCCAUGUCAUUGAACCCAAGACUGGAGAGGUACUGAGAAAUGACAGGUUUGACACAUAUCGCAGCAAGGAGGAGAGCCAUCGGCUUGCAAAGUAUGUCAAUGAUGUGGAGGUGGGCCUUAUAGUAGCCAUGGUGGUCAGUGAUGAGGGCUCGAACAACUUGGAGGACUCUGCCAAAAAGAGCAUCUCCAGACUUGGCAGCCAGCAUGUUGUCACCUUAGGAUUUAGACAUCCAUGGUCUUUUACAGUCGUGAAAGGAAACCCGUCUUCUGCUGUAGAAGAUCAUGCUGUCUAUCAAGGCACCAAAGCUUCCUCCGAGGCCCGAAGUUCUCAUCUUUUUCAAAUAAGCGAUGCAGAGCAUUUUACCAUAACGGCCAGCAGCCAGUGGAUUCAAGAGGCUGAGUGGACAGAAUGGUUUGACAGGGAUGAUGAGAGAGGUUCUGGUGACUGGGAGAAGCUAACAGAUCUGCGUGAAGCCAAUCCGGAUCGAUUGUGUAACAAUCCACUGGACAUUCAGGCGGAAACCCACGACGGCAUACCUUCUAACCAGACAGGGGAUGUGAUCCACAAAAAUGAUAAGGGUUAUGGUUUUGUCUGCCGCAAUAAGGACCAAACUCAUGGCCUAUGCCACAACUACAGAGUUCGCUUCCUGUGUGGAAAACUAGUUCGUCCCCAAGCAUCCAUUUCCAUUGACAUGACGUCCAACAGCACAAUUCUGGAGCUUGCUGACCAACCAGUUGGCUGGCUACCUGGAGAUCAGGUGGUGGUGGCCAGUACUGACUACACCAUGCAUCAGACGGAGGAGUUUCAUCUACUCUCUUGCCCUGCUUGCACACCCAACCAAGUUAAAGUUCAAGGUAAAGCUGCGUUUAUUCACAUGGGUGAAGAUGUGGACGGCGUCGACAUGAGAGCGGAGGUUGGCCUGUUAAGUCGUAACAUCCUACUCCGUGGUGAGAUGGAGCCCAGUUGUUAUGGCAACGAAGCCUGCAAGUUCUUUGAUUUUGACACCUUUGGAGGACACAUAAAGGUAGAGCGAGGGUUCAAGGCUGCUCAUAUAUCUGGCUUGGAGAUGCAGCACAUGGGUCAACAGACGAUGGGACAUUAUCCCGUCCACUUUCAUAUGGACGGUGACGUGGACCAGAAGGGAGGCUAUGACCCCCCCACCUACGUCAGGGACCUGUCAAUCCACCACUCUUAUUCUCGUUGUGUCACCAUCCAUGCCUCCAAUGGACUUAUGGUCAAAGACGUGGUGGGCUUUGACGUGCUCGGCCAUUGUUUCUUUACCGAGGACGGUCCAGAGGAGAGAAACACAUUCUAUCACUGUCUGGGCCUCAUGGUACGAGCAGGAACUCUACUGCCUUCCGACAGAGACAGUAAAAUGUGCCGCGACAUCACUAACGGAGCCUACCCAGGAUACGUGGCCAACCCUCGGCAGGACUGCAGCGCAACUUCAACUUUCUGGAUUGCCAACCCCAAUAACAACCUCAUCAACUGUGCCGCUGCAGGCUCCGAGGAAACCGGUUUCUGGUUUAUCUUCCACCAUGUACCCACCGGACCCUCGGAAGGGCUAUACUCACCAGGGAAAACAGAACACACACCUAUGGGCCAGUUCACCAAUAACAGAGCCCAUUCCAACUACAGAGCUGGAUUUAUUCUGGAUAAUGGAGUCAAGACAACUCAGGCAAAUGACAAGGACAAGAGACCCUUCCUGUCGCUGAUUGGAUCCAGGUAUGGCCCCCACCAGGAUGCUGACCCUUUCAAACCCAGAGUUCCUGCUCUCAUUAACCAUUUCGUAGCUUACAAGAACCAGGAUCAUGGUGCAUGGCUUAGAGGAGGGGAUGUCUGGCUUGACGACUGCCAAUUUGCAGAUAACGGCAUUGGUCUCACCCUGGCAAGUGGAGGGACGUUUCCGGAUGAUGACGGCUCUCGUCAGCAAGUGAGAAAUUCUGUGUUUGUUGGUGAAAGUGGCAAUCACGGGAUGCAGCUCUCUGACAACAGUGUGUGGGGCCCGGGCGGCGCUGACCUCACUGGCAGGACUCUCCCGCGGGGCAUUGAUUUCCCAAUCCGGGGCAUGCAGAUCUACGAUGGACCCAUCAACGUGCAAAACUGUACGUUUCGUAAAUACGUUGCUCUGGAGGGACGGCACAGUAGUGCUUUUGGUUUUCGACUCAACAACUCGUGGCAGAGUUGCCCCAACAAUAAUGUGACAGACAUCACCUUCGAUCACGUACCUAUGACCUCUCGUGUGUUUUUUGGGGAGCCUGGUCCGUGGUUUAAUAGGAUGCAGAUGGACGGAGACAAGACCACCAUUUUCCACGAUAUUGACGGCUCAGUUAGUGAGUAUCCUGGUGCUUACCUGGUGAAGCAGGACAACUGGCUGGUCCGCCAUCCCGACUGCAUUGAUGUGCCUGACUGGAGGGCUGCCAUCUGCAGUGGCCACUAUGCACAGAUCUACGUCCAGACACGUAACCCUGCCAACCUGAACAUGCACAUAGUGAGAGACGAGUACCCCGAUCGUCCCCUGACCCUAGAGGGCGCUCUGGGAAAGCGAAAACACUAUCAGCAGUUUCAGCCAGUGAUCACCUUGGCAAAAGGCUACACCAUCCACUGGGACCAAGCUGCACCUGCUGAGGUCACCAUCUGGAUCAUCAACUUUAACAAAAAAGACUGGAUCGAUGUAGGCAUCUGCUACCCCCAAGGCACCACUUUUGUCAUCAUCUCUGACAUCCACAAUCGCCUAACAAAACAGACCCGCAAGACCGGAGUCUUCAUGAGGACCAUGCAGCGGGAGAAGAUCAACCAGUCACACCUGACCAGAGGCUAUUACUACUGGGAGGAAGAAUCCGGGCUGCUCUUCCUGAAAGUGCAGGCUCAUAAUGACAGGGAUCAGUUUGCCUUCUGCUCCCUCAAAGGAUGUGAGAGGGUGAAGAUCACGGCUGUCAUCCCUAAAGGAAGUCCACCCAGCAACUGCAUGGCUCGGGCCUAUCCAAGACACGCCGAGCUGCCUGUUGUGGAUGUUCCGAUGCCCAGGAAGAUCCCCAAUGACAAACUGCACUCAGCAGAGCACUUACUGGAGGUUAAAAUGGAGUCCUAUAAUACUCGCUUCUUUCACAUCAAGGAGGACUUUGCUUUUACUGAGGUCAAUGGGAGGAAGUUGUACCAAGCAGAAGAUGGUGUGCAGCUGACGGUCAUUGAUGGGAAUCAUGGGAAGGUGGUAGAGAGCAAGGCCUUCAGGAACACGAUCCUCCAGGGUGUCCCUGCCCAACUAGACAACUACAUCAGUGGACUGAAAGAUGGUUCAAUUGUUCUCAUGACGUCGAAAGGCCGCCUAGUGACAAAAGGACCGUGGACCAAAGUGCUGGAGCGACUUGGAGCCUCCGCAAACAUCAAACUGAAAGAUAAGUUGACUUUUGUUGGGUUCAAGGGCUCCUUUCGCCCUGACUGGGUUCGAAUGGAAGUGGACCCCAACAGCGCCAAGAUCCACCAGGUCCUUCCCAUCCCUGUGGUCCACAAGAUGAAGCUAUGAGUGGCAAAAAUAACUACAAAGAGACUAUGUUGGCCCUAUAUACCCAUAAAAAUUACACGCAUAUAAUACACUUGUGUAGAAAGCACUGCAGACUGAACUGCUUCACCACCUGGUGUGUUAUGAGUUUGGAUGUUUUGGGAAUGAAGAACAAUGUCCACCAUGAUUCCACACUUGUGUAAAAAUGAGGACACGCCAUUCCGUUCAAAUGUUGUCACGAGACUCAGACUCUUGGGUUGUGCCAAAAUGUGUUUUGCUUGAUGACGGCUAUGUUGUUUUACCAAUCUUGCUUACAUUGCACACGUGCUAGUCAAUUCCUUAAAACUGUGUACAAAGUUUCCUGAUGAUUUGGGGCAAGGUGCCCUAAAUUUACAGUCCAGCACAUAUGUCAAGUCAAGUGGUCAAAUUUGUCAAUGGGUGUAUUUGUCCAACAAAUAAUCGCAUAGGCAACACAUUAGAGGGGCAUGGUUUGACUCAUUUUCACUCUUUUGUGUGCAUGAAUUCAUGAGGAGAAGAGUUAUGAGUUAUGUUUUCACAUAAUGGUACCUAGACCCUCAUCGGAAGAUAGCAUGAAAGGGACAAUGUACCUUUUCGUAUCUGCAAAAGGUUUGACGCUUAUGUUGUAUCACUAGCACAGUAGUCGUUGUAUACGUUAGCUUUGUAUGGCAAACGGAACAUGUUAGGCAGGUAAAUUUUUCCGUGAAAAUUAUGUUUUCUGUUCAAGGCCUUGAGUCAUGUGUAAGUAGAAUUAGAUACUGGAUUGUGAAAGAAGUUGUUGACUGUUAGAAGUUUCACUCCACUCUAUUUUAAUGACGAUCUUUCCGCAUCAGAGAAGAGUGAAACAAUUCUUGCUUAGGGUUAACCUCACCAUAGAAGAUCCGACAAUUGUAUAGCCUAUUUAGUCGUGGCUCACACAAAAUAGACAAAAUAUUUGUAAUACCCAAAUGUUCGUCACUGGCCCGGCAACGUCUCACUCCACUGUAUCUUAACGACUGUUGUUCUGCAUCACAAAAGAGUGAAACAAGCCUUGGUUGGGGGUGACUUUUCCUUCGAAGAUAAAUACUUCGAUCCAAUACUAUCUUCUCAGAUCUGUCCUUUCUAAUCUUUGAGCAUUAACCGAUAAAGACUGAUUGAUUGAUUUAAUACCCUAAGAAUCCCUAAAAAUGAGUUAUGCCUGCAUGCUUUAUUAUUUAAAAGCAUUUAUGCAGGGCUUGUUUGCUGUUAUUUUUAUCGCAAACUCUCUCGAGGAACUUUGGAUGUCAGACACAAUCUCUGACACAAUUUAAAUACAGUGGGGAAAAUUGUACGUGGGCAUGUUUCCCUGCUGAUUUUGUAAUUUUGUCCUCUUACAAAGUACAGAAUAGUACAUCAUGUUUACUGUGAAUUGAUUUUAAAGUUAAAAAAUGAUUAUGGUAUAUUUGAAUGCGGGAUAUUUUGCAGUGUUUCCCAGAUGACAUGACAUAUAGCGAGUAAAAACAUGAACAAUAAAACAAAUAUGUUAGUGACUGCAAAAAUCAGACCUCAGGUCUCCUUACUAGAUUUGUCGCUCGUCUUUUCUCUGAAAAGGAGAAUCGACAGGGGUCUGAAUACUCGCCAAAUAUAGAAAAGUUGCUAAAUUUGCAACACCCAUUCCUCAUGCCUAUUAUUCUCUGGAAGACCAGGUGCAUAUGAGGUGUGUUAAGUAGCUGAGUUACCAUGCAUACUGUGGCGUUUUAAAGACAAGUCACAUAAAUGUUUCAAAUAUUGAUCUGCAGAGGCGAAUAGGUAGCGUCACAAGUAAAUGAAUGUGAUUGCUUGUAACACAUGCGCAGUUCUACCUGACUACAUGCUUAAAAUUCCAUUCCUUGUUUGCAUCUCACCCAGUGAUUGGUAACUUUUGGAAAGUUUCCCCAAUUGACAUUGUGAUGAUGUUCAUGUUUGUGUGUGUUUGUGAUCCAUCUCUGUGUAUCUAAGUAAGAAGCCCUAAACAAAACAAAAAAAAGGUUUUAUUGUUAAAGAGUCAAAUCCAAUGCAGAAACAUCAAUCUCAAUCUGGUUUGACAAAGGAUCCUCCCUUUGCCGAAAUAGCUGGUCUUUUUUCGGAGGGUGUAGCAGUAUUUCUGUGUUAUGUAUGUUGGAUGUGUUUUUAAAAAAUUAGCAGAUAAGAGAUAUAUUUUAUACUUAUUUAUUGUACAGAACACCAGCAGUCUAAAUUUUUAAGGGGCAUCAUCUGAGUUGCACGGUUGUCACUGUCCUGUGUGUACACUUCAUGAAUGAUAUCAUUCAUUCAACCGCUGUGGUCAGAAGUUUAUGUACACUAUUCUUGGUCAUGAAUGUUACAUGACUUAGGGGCCCUUAAUGAUGGAUUUAAAAUUGUGAGUGGAAUAAAUAAUAGGAUGUCCGUCUUCAAAAACAAUAAUUGUGUGCACAAGUUGAUAUUUAUUUUGGUCAAAAUGAUACAAAUCAUUUAUUGACACAAUGGUUAAGUGUCCCUCGUCUGAUUCUAAACCAGACACUUUUUCUUCUGACAAGUCAGGUUAUUGGACCUCUUUUCUUGGCAGAAUCAGCAGAGAUCAUUUAAGUUAGUUUUCUGGCACUGUGCAUACAGAUUCUAAGCCCAUUCCACAGGCUUAAUUGUGUCUUAGCCCAUUGUGAUGUAUGUGGAUCAUUGUCCUGAUGGAAUAAAACAGAUGGUAGUUUGAAACAUUUCGAGUUAAACUGUGGGCAAAUCCCCAGUACGUGUGUACUACUUGUACCGUAUUUUAAUACAAGUAUAUAUUUUGUUUCUGUGUAAAUAAUAAGCGAUAAUAAAUGAUAAAUAGGUUGUACUUGUAUAGCGCUUUUCUACCUUCAAGGUACUCAAAGCGCUUUGACACUACUUCCACAUUUACCCAUUCACACACUGAUGGAGGGAGCUGCCAUGCAAGGCGCCAACCAGCACCCAUCAGGAGCAAGGGUGAAGUGUCUUGCUCAGGACACAACGGACGUGACGAGGUUGGUACUAGGUGGGAAUUGAACCAGGGACGCUCGGGUUGCGCACGGCCACUCUCCCCACUGUGCCAGAGAUCGUCAUUGAAGAUGUAGUCCUUGCUUGUAAUCAUUGCGGUUCAAAUCAACCAUUAAUGGCCCAGAAUGUACGUAAAGUUAAUUCCCAGGAUGACUUGUUAAUAGUAAACAAAAUGGAUGUGUUAUGUAUAUGACUUGAGUUUGUAAACUGAAUAAAAAUGUAAUGUUUUUCUUUUAUGACUUUUGUACAGAAAUAAAAAAUACUGAACAAUUUG